ACAGCCUCAAUGACCUAGCUCAAAGAAUCCAUCGCCGGCUUGGAAUGUGUGAAGGUAAAAUUAUAAUUUCUUUUUAGAGCCUGGUUGGUUAUUUCUGUGCUAUAUUAUAAGCCCUAUGGAUUUAUGUGUAUACUGUAUACCGCAUGGAGAUAUAAACACAUACUAACGUUUAAUACUAUUUUUAAUUCUCCCUUUAGGGGCGGUUACUUUGAUCGAAGACACCAGUAAACGCUAUGGCCUCUGCAGCAGCAUCUACGCCACGUGCGAUGGCUGUGAUAUGAGAGAAUUUCUCAGCACUGGAAAGCACGAUUUGUGCGAUCAAGUGCCGAGGACAGUACAAGCCAAGGAUGUCAAUCGAAGAGCUGUUUUUGCUGCAAGUGAAGUUGGCCUUGGCAGGGAGGGUAUCAAAGCUAUCUGUGAGAUAUUUGACAUGCCUCCCCCUGUCAAUGUCACAGCCUGGGCUACCCAUGAACAUGAGCUUUUGAAGCAGCAGCGGGUGGCUGUUCAGGAAAUGCUUGAAGAUAAUCGAAAAGAACUGCAGCAAUCUGACAUAGAAAACACUAAAACCCCUACUGCUGUCAGUUUUGAUGGCACAUGGGCCAAGAGGGGUUUCACUUCAAACCAUGGAGUCGGGUUUGCUAUAUCCGCAGAUACAGGCAAAGUCAUUGACUAUUCAAUUGUAUCAAAAUCGUGCAAUGCUUGCAAGCUUAAAUUGAGAAAUCUCUCUGAAGCAGAAUAUGAGGAGUGGAGGGCAACUCAUGAUUGCCCUGGAGAUUAUGAGGGGUCCAGCCCUAGUAUGGAGACUGCUUGCGCUAAGCAGAUAUGGGAGAGAAGCAAGAUCCUCGAUCUAGAGUACAGGUACAUGGUAUCGGAUGCGGACUCCAAAGCGUUUAAUGAGAUAUGGGACACUUAUGGGGUAUGUGACAGUUGUAAGACUCAUCAUAGUCUUUACAAAUCCUCAAAAGAGUACAAAGAAUGGAGGGAUUCAGAGGAAUACAAGAAAUCUGAGGAUGAGCAUACCGUUGGUAGUACGGGAUGCAGACGUGUAGAGAAGCUGGACUGUAUCAACCAUGUCUCAAAGAGAAUGGGAAAGGCACUACGAACUGUACAAGAAAAAAGAGGAAAGCUGCCAGAUGGGAAGCCUGUUGGAGGUAGAGGUGUCCGCCUAACAACAAAAACAAUUCAGAAGUUGCAAAACUAUUAUGGGAAGGCCAUUCGCAACAAUGUCAAGAAAGGUAUUUUAAGUGCAGAUGAAAAAUCGAAAGCAGUGAAAGCCAUGAAAAGGGAGAUAAAAGCUGGGCUUUACCACAGCUGUAAGCUUCCUAGUAAGGAGAGACACAAGUUUUGCCCUGAGAAUUCAUGGUGCUCCUUCAAAACCACUGGGCGUGAGGUUGCCCCCAAAAGCCACCAUCUUGACCCUGUCUUCUGCGCCCACCUUGAGCCCAUAUAUGACAGGCUGUCGGAGGAGAACCUACUGAGACGCUGCUUGGGUGGGUACACCCAAAACUCAAAUGAGUCAAUAAACUCAUUGGUGUGGAGCAGGUGCCCUAAGCACAAGUGGUUUGGAAGGGGCAGAGUGGAGAUGGCAGUUGUGUCGGCUGCCCUCCAGUUCAGCGCAGGUGCUACUGCAAAGCAUCAGGUGAUGUCUCUGGCUGGCAUUCCACCAGGUAGCUCCCCCAUGAAAGCCAGCAGCAGGAGAGACUCCUUGAGGGUCCAGAAGGCAGAGGCCAGGUCAACGGAACAGUACAAAAGGUUCAGGAGUGCGACCAAAAAAGUAGCAGUGAGAAUUGAGGAGGACAGGAAAGAGGCUGAAGGCCUUACUUAUGGUGCUGGAUCAUUUUAGGGACUUCUUUUCUAUUUUAUUCAGUGGUUCUGUCUAGCCAAAUAGCCAAAUGAAAGCAAAGUACUAGAAAAUAGAGGGAAAUUAUCCCAAAUGUUGUCUAUUGUACUGAAAAACAACUUUAUAGACUUUAAAAGUAAUUUCUGUAAAACUGCAGAUUUAACGAAAGGUCAACUGCCAACAUUUAUAUCUUGAACAGCUUUUAAAAUUUCUUCCUCAAUUUUUCAGCAUUUGCUUAUGAUAUAGUAACCUACAGGAUGAGUGAUUUUGUUUUGAAGAUUUUCAAAUUAACAAUUUUUUGUAAGAAAGUUAAUAAUUAACUCAAUCAGAUCAUUCUCAGAGCAAAUAUAUUAAUGGUUCCAAAAUUCCAUUCCACUCAUCCUGUGGUAAUGCCUAUUGUGCAUGCUUUCAUGUGGUUUAAUUGUAAGAAAGCAAAAUACUGCACCCAAGAGAAAUGUUGGCGUCCAGAUACUUAGUAUUUCAUAGUUCUAGGUAAACGGUUAAUAAUUAGCUGUAUUUUGAAUAAAUUAUCCAUUAACCCAAUCAAUUCCCAUCCAGGUACUAUGGGCAAUAUAGAUAUACUAUUUUCACUUCAGUUGACACAGUAAAUCCAUGCCAUAGAGCUUAUUCAAAA
Molecule: messenger RNA, 2474 nt
Organism: Nematostella vectensis (starlet sea anemone)
Lineage: Eukaryota; Metazoa; Cnidaria; Anthozoa; Actiniaria; Edwardsiidae
Exons: 1
Coding region: 278-1843 (521 amino acids)
Source: RefSeq, a predicted model, not a curated record